UGCUUUCUGCAGGCUUCUGGCUGCAGCAGGCAUGUUGUUUGUUGUGAAUGAAGCCGCGGCGGGUCGUUCCGUUCGGACCUUUGUCAUUCUGGAUUCUGAGCGGCUCCAGAUAAACAUUAACCCGAGCAGACUUUGAGAUCUGCGGCGCGCAGCAGCUGCUGCUGCAGCGUCUCCUCACACGUUACCGUAGGAACAGCAGGGGCCCGGGCGGCCCACCCGUCCUCUCUCCGGGGGGGGCAGGCAUUGGUACCGCUGAAGGAGGUGUGCCGGCAGACCCCGCCUCCCACGGGUCGCCCAAGCAGGACGGUAUAAGAGGCGGCUGGCGGGCGGAAGCAUGAAGGAACCCAGCCAGCUCAUCUCUGCGUCUGACGCCUGGUCCGUUGUCCUGGUACCGAUCUGGAGAACAUGCUGUUCUGCCACCCGCAGCCCGAGUCCUACCACCAGAACUCCUCCAGCUACAUCAGGGAGGCUCUGGCGCCGUUCCUGAAGAACGAAGAAGCCCGACUGAGAGCGGAGAGCGGCGCCAAGGGGGGGCCCUUCCAGUACGUACUGUGCGCGGCCACAUCACCGGCCGUCAAACAGCAGGAGGAGACGCUGUCCUACCUGAACCAAGGUCAGUCCUACGAAAUCCGUAUGCUAAACAGGAAGCUGAUGGAGUAUUCGGUCAUAAGCAGCAAGUAUGUGAAGAGCAUCGUCCGCAUCGUGUUCCAUGACCGCCGCCUGCAGUACAUGGAGCACCAGCAGCUGGAGGGAUGGAGGUGGAACCGACCCGGAGACCGGAUCCUGGAUAUAGAUAUUCCCCUCUCAGUGGGGGUCAUAGAACCUCGUUCAGACCCUCUGCAUCUCAACACCAUCGAGUUCCUCUGGGAUCCCCUAAAGAACGCCUCCGUUUUCAUCCAGGUCAACUGCAUCAGCACCGAGUUCACCCCCAGGAAGCACGGCGGGGAGAAGGGCGUUCCGUUUCGCAUCCAGGUGGACACCUUCACCUCCAACGACCAUGGAGAAUAUGUGGAGCAUGUUCAUUCGUCCAGCUGCCAGGUCAAGGUCUUCAAGCCCAAAGGAGCGGAUCGCAAACUGAAGACGGAUCGGGAGAAGAUGGAGAAGAAGACGGUUCAGGACAGGGAGAAGUACCAGCCGUCUCAUGACACCACCCUGCUGAAGGAGGUGAGAAGCAGUCUGUCAUCACUAUGUUUCUAUAGCGACUGUUCUCCACACCAGCAAGCGGAGGUGUUCAUGCCUGGCUGCUCGGAUCAUCUUCUGCCAUCGUCCUCGCCGCAGGACACUCAGCAGUGGUUGCACCGUCACAGGUUCUCGCCUUUCUCUAGGCUCUUCUCCAGCUUCUCAGGUAACACGGAGAAAAGUGGUAGAACAUGGAGGACGGUGGGGGUAACUUCACAGCCUGGCUGGAAGGUUAAAGUGGAAACCAGAGAAUCACUUUAUGCAUACUCAGGUUCAUCAGGGGCUAUUGCUGGGGUUCAUCAGGGUUCAUCAGGGGCUAUUGCUGGGGUUUAUCAGGGUUCAUCUGGGGCUAUUGCUGGGGUUCAUCAGGGUUCAUCAGGGGCUAUUGCUGGGGUUUAUCAGGGUUCAUCUGGGGCUAUUGCUGGGGUUCAUCAGGUCUACCAUGCUUUGUACCUGGAGGAGCGGACCUUAGUGGACCUCUCUGAGAAGAUUGCUGGGCUCUACAACAUCACUCCACAACAAAUCACACAGAUCUACCGACAGAAAACCACAGGCAUCCACAUCUUAGUGUCUGAUGAGAUGGUGCAGAACUUAGGAGAAGAAGCGAGUUUUAUCAUCAGCACCGUAAGAGAUGAGAACUCUGAUGGUUACCAUGUUGUGUUGAAAUAAGCAGCAGGAGCCUCCAUCAGUGGAGCUGUACAGACUGUAAAUAUGUGUAAUUAUCUGUGAAAUGUAGGUUUACAGUGAAACUGCUUCCCCUCUUUAAGGGAACCAGAGCUUCUCCUGCUCCUGUUUUUGGAUGUUUGUCAUCAUUCUGAUGGAAAGAAAACCAUUUAGAGGCAGUUUGGUUCUGCUGGUGAGCAGAACCAGGAGCAGCAGAGCGAAACAGUUAAAGAAGGAAAUCUUCUUGCUCUGAUUCUCUGUUCUGGACUUUUUAAACCCAAAUCGAACAUUUAGUCAGAUCCUCCUUUGUUGUUUUUCUUUUCAGAAAUUUGAUUCUAUUUGAUUUUCCUCAUUUAUUGAAAAACAGAAUAAAGAAUGCCUUUAAUGACGGGUCCUGAAGCCGACGGGUUUCAAAAUAACUGUAAUUACAACAGAAAUGUUCAUAAG
Messenger RNA from Cyprinodon variegatus (sheepshead minnow), 2289 nucleotides. RefSeq names its product transcription factor CP2-like 1 (gene tfcp2l1). The coding region runs from base 406 to 1848 and encodes 480 amino acids. The record is from RefSeq and is a predicted model, not a curated record. Gene Ontology annotation, biological process: regulation of transcription by RNA polymerase II. The transcript is spliced from 13 exons. Lineage: Eukaryota; Metazoa; Chordata; Actinopteri; Cyprinodontiformes; Cyprinodontidae. Gene Ontology annotation, molecular function: DNA-binding transcription activator activity, RNA polymerase II-specific; RNA polymerase II cis-regulatory region sequence-specific DNA binding. Gene Ontology annotation, cellular component: nucleus.